AAUAAAUAACCAGCCUGUGGCUUUAGGAAGCCAGGUUCCAAGAUGGACGGCCCGUCCGCUCAGAGGGAAGCAGUGGAGUAGAAUGCCUGUCACCGCAGCUUUAGAAGGAAGAGGCCGGUUGCUGGGACAACAUGUUUUGCGCGCAUGUGCUUUGUCAAGUCUCUUCCUUCUAAAGCUGCGGCUCCAGCAAGAGUUCCCCCCCUCCGUCUCUCCACAUCGUGGUGACGUCAUCCAGGACGCUGGGACGUCCGGUACACGUGGUCCCUGCACUGACAGGCAUUCUACUCCACUGCUUCCCUCUGAGCGGACGGGCCGUCCAUCUUGGAACCUGGCUUCCUAAAGCCACAGGCUGGUUAUUUAUUAUUUUUUUACCAU
Staurois parvus is the source of this 375-nucleotide messenger RNA. Lineage: Eukaryota; Metazoa; Chordata; Amphibia; Anura; Ranidae. The record is from the annotation of a GenBank genome assembly.